This is a messenger RNA of Eimeria acervulina, 1020 nucleotides long. RefSeq lists its product as hypothetical. The record is from RefSeq and is a predicted model, not a curated record. NCBI's taxonomy places the organism in Eukaryota, Apicomplexa, Conoidasida, Eucoccidiorida, Eimeriidae. Bases 1 to 1020 code for a protein of 339 amino acids. The transcript is spliced from 3 exons. Gene Ontology annotation, molecular function: protein binding.
AUGCAAGAACUGAGGCAGACGGUCCAUGGGCAGUUGAGUGGCUGCAUUUCGGUGCAUUGGGGAGUUGGGUACCACGGAAAUCGCGGUCACCGUGUUGAACAGCUCUGUCUGCUUGACAGAGAGGGUGUAAUAAGGGCUUCAGAAACCGAUGGGGAUAUGGUGUCAAACGCUGAGAUACCGGUUCCUCCCCUGCCUGGCGAAGAUCCCGUGCUUGUCAUUGCACCGUACAUGCCUACUGCAGGCGAAGAAACCACUUGCAUGGCCCUGGGGACCCUGAAGGGAUCGGUGAUUCUCUUAGAGCUUCCUCCCGGCAGACCGAGGUCUGCGUACACUCUAGAAAGCUGGUCCGUUUCUGCAAAGGCGCUCCACUCUCAUGCAGCGCCUCUUGAUGCCAUGGCCUGGAGUUUCAACGGCCGUUUUCUAGCCACUGCUGCUGCCAACGGAUCGGUCAUCACAUGGCGCGUGCUGGGCCAUAGGGAACGGCAACGGUUGUUUCGUCGCCGGCAAUUCCAAGUACAAGCACAAGGUGGAGGGGUAGGCGGCUUCGCAGUUGGAGGUGGAGGGAUCACAGCGCUGUGUUGGGAAGCAGAGGGAGAGAGUUUGAUGCUGGCUUUUGGAGAUCUCUUGACAAUUGCAAAGCCCUUAGAAGGAUGCAACCGAAUGCAAGGGACAAGGGAAGGAGACCUCAAUAAUGAAGUGGAGUUCAACAGCUGGAAGGCACAUGAGGGGGGCGUCACAAGCGCAGAUUGGGCCUCCACUGCCUCUCGCCUUAUUCUUUCAACUGGCUUGGAUUUUGUGUUUGGCCUGCGAUGGGCACCUGACGGUCAACAGGUUGCUGCCGCCUGCGGCGUUUCGGGGUUCUACUCAUUUAAAGUUGUCACAACCAAAAGAGAAACGUGGAGGUUCUGUGCUUCUUUAGAAGGAUCGGACGCCUUGCAAAUUGAAGUAAAGAUGCAAUUAGUACCUUUGAGUUCACAGCGGCGGUUCACCGUCCACGAGCCCCCGACCGUUUGCGCCUAA